Molecule: messenger RNA, 2820 nt
Organism: Etheostoma cragini (Arkansas darter)
Lineage: Eukaryota; Metazoa; Chordata; Actinopteri; Perciformes; Percidae
Gene: usp16
Product: ubiquitin specific peptidase 16
Exons: 18
Coding region: 141-2681 (846 amino acids)
Biological process (GO): regulation of cell cycle; regulation of gene expression
Cellular component (GO): cytosol; nucleus
Molecular function (GO): zinc ion binding; cysteine-type deubiquitinase activity; cysteine-type endopeptidase activity
Source: RefSeq, a predicted model, not a curated record
UCCGACGGCUCGCGCUUUUUAACACGUGUAACCCGUUAAUGAGCCAACCCCGUUAACCCCGCCCGGGUGACGGAAUCAUCCACAUGAAGGAAAGGAAACCGAAAGCUUGAAGGUUUGAGGCUCCGUUUGAGACAGUGAACAUGGGAAAGAAAAGGGGGACGGACAAGAGCAAUAGAGAGGAGGAUGACAUCGAACUGACCGGUCCAUCCUGCAGGCAUAUUAAGAAGGGGACAGACCAAACUCUUCUAAAGAAACUCUCCGGGAACUCUGAUUGGACGAGUUGCCAGGAUUGUGAGCAUGAAGAAAGUGAAGAGCAUCUCAGCACCGCCGCGGCCCGGGACUCUGAAGAGGAAAAAGAAACAGCACCCAUAUGGAUGUGCUUAAAAUGUGGCCAUAGAGGAUGUGGACGCAACUCUGAGAACCAGCAUGCCAUCAAACAUUCUGAGACUCCUCGGUCGGAUCCGCAUUGCCUCGUGAUCAGUCUGGACAACUGGAGUGUGUGGUGUUACAUAUGUGAUGAUGAAGUCCAGUACUCCAGAACGGGACAUUUGGCUCAGCUGGUGACCAAUCUAAAAAAGCAAACCUCCGCAGAUCCCGUAAAGAGACCGCAGAAAAGAGUGAAGGAGGAAGACAGCUUGUUGGAAGUUGAUCAAAAGACAGACACUGUAAAAGCAGAGAAAAGUGAGGACACAGAAAACAAGGACCACCAAAAGAAAAAUGCCAAGGAGGAGAGUGUUGGGAAAUCCCAAAAGUCUGGCCCACCUGAAGACAAUGGUGGUUUUUCAGUGAAGGGGCUGAGCAACCUGGGAAACACAUGUUUCUUUAAUGCAGUCAUUCAGAAUCUCUCUCAAACACAGCUCUUAAGACAGACUCUGAACGAAGUGACCAAAGAGAAAAUGAGUGUAAACAUUAAACCUGUUGCCUCAUCAGACCUGGAGCCUAUCAUAAUGCAGUUAAACCAGCCUGGAUCCCUUACUUUGUCUAUGUGUCAACUACUCAAUGAGAUCCAGGAAACCAAGAAGGGUGUGGUAACACCACGGGAGUUGUUCACACAAGUUUGUAAAAAGGCUGCCAGGUUCAAAGGAUUUCAGCAGCAAGAUAGCCAGGAGCUGCUGCGCUACCUUCUGGAUGGGAUGCGAGCAGAGGAGAUCAAAAGAGCAAGCUCAGGGAUCAUGGAGGCAUUGAAAGGAUCUAGACAAAUCUCAGAUGGAGAGCAGCUGAAAACAUUGGUUAAAGAGUAUGAGAAAAAUGGUUUUCCAAAAAACUUUGUUGACCAAGUUUUUGGUGGGGAAACCACCAGCACCAUAAUGUGUCAGCAGUGCAAAACGGUGUCUGUAGUCACAGAGAUGUUUUUGGAUCUUUCCCUUCCUGUUUCUGACGAGGCAUUCAGAAAGAAGAACCAGAAAAAAUCUGUUCACAACACCAGUGAGUCAAGCCAGGAGGGCAGGACCAGCCCUGCUUUGACCAAACGGAUUGACUACAUUCCAACCGGGUCCAGCAGCAAGUACCAGCAGAAGAAAGCCAAGAAGCAGGCAAAGAAGCAGGCAAAGCAUCAAAAGAGGCAGCAGAAGAUUGAGGGCAGAGUCACUUUGGACAGUCUCUCAUCUCCGAGCCACACCGAGAGCGAACCGACUGAUUCUGCUGCAGAUGACAAGGACCAUGACCAGGACACGCGUGAAGAAGCCUCACUGAGGGAAGGAAAUCCUGCACGAGCCAGUGUGUCUGAACAAGACCAGAAGAACAGUGACAUGGUCCAGGAUGAGAAGGAAAACGAAGAGGAUGAAGAUUCAGUGACCGACUGCGACUCAUCAGCUACAUCAUCCGUCAACAACCGCUUUACCGUCUUAUCAGAGGAGCAGCACUCGAAGGAGAGCGUCUUCGACGAUGACAACAUAUCUGACAUGGAUCAGGAAGGAGAAGAGGACACGCGGCUGGUGAGUGAAAUGGAGAAAGUAACCCUGGAUGACGCCUUCAUAGAAGAGCCUGAUGCCGUGGAGCAAAGAAUGGAGAUUGAAGAUGAGCCACUGGAAGCUAAAGAGUACACUGUAGUAAGUCAGGACCCGGAGCUGGCCUUCCAAACACUGGCUACCAGGACAGCCCCUGAGAAGCAGGAGUGUUCAGUCCAGUCAUGCCUUUUUCACUUCACAGAAGUAGAAACCCUCACACAGAACAACAGCCUGCUGUGUGUCACUUGCACUAAACGGCAGUCAAACAAAGACAAAGCCGGAGAAUCCAAGAAGAAUGUCUACACUGAUGCUUUGAAGCAAAUGUUGAUCUCUUCCCCCCCACCAGUGCUUACCCUUCAUUUGAAGAGAUUCCAACAGAAUGGAUACAGCAUUUGUAAGGUGAACAGACAUGUCCAAUUCCCCCUGAUUCUGGAUCUAGCUCCUUUUUGUGUGGUUAAAUGUGAGAACUUGAUGGAGGGAGACACUCAGGUUUUCUACAGUUUGUACGGCAUCGUAGAGCACAGCGGAACAAUGAGGUCAGGCCAUUACACGGCGUAUGUGAAAGCACGACCCGAGUGCCCUAAGUCCUCAUCCAACGGACUCACAGCUGAAGGACACGCUGAGCCGUCCAGAGGAUCCUGGUUUCAUAUCAGCGACACAAGCGUCCAGCCCGUGAGCGAGAGUAAAGUCCAGAGUUGCCAAGCCUACCUCCUCUUCUAUGAAAGAAUUCUUUAAACCGACUGUGCCUCACUACUCAGGAAAUCCCAACCACCUACCGGCUGCUUCAGGGAUCUAAAACGGUUAACCAACCAGUUUUGACUCAAACUGGGCUGUUAUCAAAUGUUAUUGAUUAUGCAGAAGCAACAGUGUUGAC